Serinus canaria (Common canary) is the source of this 9959-nucleotide messenger RNA. It is a transcript of the gene GPATCH2L, whose product is annotated as G-patch domain containing 2 like. The coding region runs from base 152 to 1591 and encodes 479 amino acids. Lineage: Eukaryota; Metazoa; Chordata; Aves; Passeriformes; Fringillidae. The transcript is spliced from 10 exons. The record is from RefSeq and is a predicted model, not a curated record.
AGCACUCAACCCAACUGCUACAAUAGAGGGAGAUCUGUGCCACCAUGGCUAGAAGAGGGAUUUAACCCUUGCAGAAAAGAUUUAACCCUGCCAGGAAGUGGCAGUUGUCCUGUAUUGGGUCCUGCCAGGUAACUUCAAAUAGGCAUUGCCAAUGGAUGAACUGGUGCAUGACUUGGCCUCAGCCUUAGAGCAGACUUCAGAGCAAAACAAACUGGAUGAGCUAUGGGAAGAGAUGGCUCUAAGUCCAAGGCAGCAACGGCGUCAGCUUCGCAAGAGACGGGGUCGUAAACGACGCUCAGACUUCACGCAUCAGGCAGAACAUGCCUGCUGCUACAGCGAGGCUUCCGAGUCGAGCUUGGACGAAGCUGUCAAGGAUUGCCGUGAGGUGCUGACAACUAAUUUCAGUGACUCUGAUGACAUGGCAGUGGUCAAACGGCACCCAGCUCUUAGUGCCACCCUGAGGAGCAAGCAACACUUGUGGCAUGAGUCAGACUCCUUUACAGAGAAUGCACCCUGCCGACCUCUCAGGCGCCGACGGAAAGUCAAACGUGUGACAUCAGAGGUGGCUGCCAGUCUCCAGCAAAAACUCAGGGUGUCAGAGUGGAACUAUGAGAGGGGAUGCAGGUUCAAGUCAGCCAAGAAACAGCGUCUUUCACGCUGGAAAGAGAAUGCCCCAUGGACAUCAUCCAGUCAUGGCCUUUGUGAGUCAGGAGAGAACAGGCCCUUCCUCAGCACCGGGGGAAGGAAGGAGCGGAUGGAGUGUGAAGCCGAUGAUCAGAAACAGGGUUCAGAUGAAAACAUGUCGGAAUGUGAAACCAGCAGUGUUUGCAGCAGCAGUGAUACUGGCCUGUUUACCAAUGAUGAAGGCCGCCAAGGAGAUGAUGAGCAAAGUGAUUGGUUUUAUGAAGGAGAGUGUGUUCCAGGAUUCACUGUCCCCAACCUUCUUCCCAAGUGGGGAGCUGAUCACCGAUCUGAAGUGGAGAGGAUUGACUCAGGCCUGGACAAGCUCUCUGUUUCCACCUUCCUUUUGCCCUCACAGCCAGCUCAGAGAGGAUUUCAUGCUCGCCUGAAUCGCCUUCCAGGAGCUGCUGCCCGUUGUCUCCGUAAAGGUCGGAGGAGGCUGGUUGGCAAGGAGACCUCCAUGAGCACUCUGGGCACCGAGAGGCUAGGUCACGUUGUCAGUGAUCCGCGCCAGAAAGAUUUUUGGUUACCAUCCAUGGGGAAGAGAGAUCGCAACCAGUUCAAUCCAUUAUCUCCUCUGUACUCUCUGGAUGUGCUUGCUGAUGCUUCCCACCGAAGAUGCUCACCAGCACGCUGCACUGCCAGGCAAGCAAAUGUCCACCUGGGACCACCAUGUUCAAGGGACAUCAAGAGGAAACGAAAGCCAGCUGCAGCCUCCAUGUCUAGCCCAACAUCAGCAACUUUAUCUGUCCACAUGGAUGCAGCAGAAUCAGAGCUACCAGCAACACCAUCCUUGAGAUCCCAGAACUAUGAGUGGACUGGGAAAACACCAGCAGCUGAGAAAUCUACUAUUGCUGCCUCCAGUAACUUUUUUAAAAUGCCACCAGAGAAGAGCCCUGGAUACAGCUAAAAAGAAGCAUUGCAACUGUAAAGGCUUGCUCGAUUUUAGAAGUGUUUGAUUCUGGUGUUUGUCUGCACCAAACAUCUUGUUUGGCAGUAGUGCUAUCUGCAGUAUUGGUGCGUGAUGCGUGCCAUCAUCCAGGCUGGUCUGUGUGCCUCACACACCUAAAUCAUGUUUGUGAAUCUAUGUUUAAGAAAAGGUAAUCGGUGUUGGGACUGCAGUGGCUUUUAGAGAUUUUCCUGCUAUCACUGUAUUUAUUAUGAAUUCAUCUCUUUCCCUGAUUCCAACUCAUGUAUAUAAUGGAUCAUGUACAGGUUUUCUUUUGGGUUUUCAGAUCCUUAUUCACCCUCUGGACAUGUUGCUUGUUUGUGUAUUUGGCAUUUUCAGGGUGAAAGUCUCACUGCCAUUCAGGGAGGUAGGAGUCUCCCUCUGCUUGCUUCCAGACCAGAAGAAUUUCUUGGCUGGGGAAUGAGGAGGGAAUACUAACACAUUGAAACAUGGAACCUGAAUUCUGUAUAAGCAGAAUGUUUUCUAGCCAUGGGCUAACAGACUCAAAUCCUGUUGCUUCUGGCAAAGCAAAUUUGAUGCUUGUCUGUGUAGAAAUUGCCAUUAGCUCGCUGGCAGUAUUGUCCACUUGACCUUUUCCUUCUCCCUUGUUCUGAAUGUCUUCAGUCUUUAUUGUGUAUUGCAUGUUCAUUCCUAAACCUCCUACUGGAUAAGGAUUUGGGAGAACUACUUGGACAUAAAUGUGCAACCUGGUGUUCUGGAUAGAAACCCAGAGCCUUGAAUUUUGUUGCAGUAUGGUAGAAAAGUAUACAAAACAUCCAUAUCUCAGUGUAUAACUUAAAAAAUGGCUGUCAGUGUUUCUAAAGGAUGCUUGUUUAAGGUAACAUGCCAUAAAAGCCAUUUAAAGUGUCACCUGAGUUCAGAGUGUUAUAGGUAUAGAUCAGACUCCUUCUGUAUCAUGCUUCCUCUGCCUUCAAAAGUAUUUUCUGCUAUACCUACUGGAGGUGUCUCCACCUGCUGAUGAUUGCACCUUACACUGCAGUCUACACUAAAGAGAUUCUCUUCAUAGAACUUCCACUUGGUCUGCUGUUACCUUCUGUGUUGCAGAAUAUAUAGACAGGGAUUUCUUCCCUCUCUCUAGUAACUCUGGAGCUUAUCUUGGACUAUGUUUUCAGAAUAUGUACUUGUACAGCAUGUACCAAGGAACAGGUGGCCUCACAGCUUCUUAAGUCCUUUGAGUCCUAUUUGUAUGAAUAGAACUUUUUGCUUUCCUCGUGUGGAGCUUUCAGACAGGACUGUUUAAACUUGUAAAAUCUCUUUUGAUUGUGGCAGUGCAACUAGCACUCUUAAGCAGACAGCAAAAUUUGCUUUAUUUUACUGAUUUUGCAGUGUUCUGUUCUCUUAUGAAUCAAAUGACUGAUAGAUUUGAUUGGGGGAAUAUGAAACAGUGAUUUGUAUUAGCUGUGUAUUAAAUGGGAAAUGGUCAUAAUAUACACAAAACAAACUGAAUGACUGUAAAUCAUGAUUGACAGAUAUAGUUAGUUAUACUACAUGCACACUGUGUCUGAUCCCCUAAUACCUACUUAUUCUUGGGGAGACAUCCAAAUUGGAUUUAUAUUUUGCAGCACAAGCAAACUGUCAGAUCUGUCACUAUAAAUCCUUUUCAAAACUCUUUUUCUUUCUUUUUUAUUUUUUUUUUAAUCUGGGUGGUACAUUUUAGAAGUCGUUAGAAUGGGGAAACCCUUUUUACCUUAAUGAAGGAAUACAGAUUUGGAUUACAGGACAAGCUGUAACAGUUUAUAAAGGAAGAAGUGUUCCUGUUUUAAAGUUUUCAUGGCUUUGUCUUAUUUGUAGUUAUUUUGAACAGUGAUGCUUAAGGAGUAACACAGGAAGUUUCAGCACUGGAGGGCCUGAAAUCUAAAACAUCUGAAGAAAAGGUAAACUUGAAGAGUAGUGGCUUGACUGUCUAGUACUCAUGAAUACAGUGAAUGGGAAAGGUGAUAAUCCUCUCCUGACAGCUUGCAGAUAAAAUUUAGGAUUUGAAGCCUUGUAAUCUAAACUGCAUGCUGCUCUAAUGAUAAUGAGUGAUUCCCUGAAAGAGCAUUUAUGAAAUUGACUGGUUUUGAUCUCGUGAAGCAUCCUCCUCAACCUCUCUUAGUUUGAAUCUGUUCAAGAGAUUUACUCAGAUUACUGACCAUUCAGCUUUAUGCAAUAAAUACAAUUUAUUUUAUUUACAUACAAUUUUAGCCAUUGUAUUCCCUUUUAAAAAUCAAUUGUGAUAUAUCUUGCUAUGUUCUGAGUAUUCUUGAGUAUUGUCAGGAUGCUUUAAAAGCUUUUUCAAGAAAAGUGUUAGGGAAUCAAGAGCCUUCAUCUCAUUGUGGUGGUGGAGGGAUGGGUUGCAAUGCUUCAUGUGAUUUUUCUCUGGGUGCAGGGAAAGAGAAUUUAUCAUAUUUUCCUAUUGAGGUCAGUAGCAGUGUUAUCUGGUUAAGCCCUUACUUAAGUUGUAAGCUCCUAGGAGGUAUUUCUUGCCUUUAAACGCAGACUAUACCUGUGGCAGUACUGAAGAGCAACUGUGGCAGUGUCUUGACAAGCCAUAGUUCCUGCCAUGGCAACUUUCUGGAAGUUCCAGGAGAUUCCAAUUGCUGCAGCUGCCUUGUCUUUUUUAUUUCUAGAUUAGAAUCCAUUUACAAACCAGUCAGAUUCUCAACUGAAUUUGAUUCUCCUGAGUGGUAGGCAACCUAAAUGGAUCCUGUAUCUUUUUACUCUAGGGUAUUUAUCAAAAUAUAGCUUCCCACUUCAGUAACUUGAUACAGAUUUUAGUAUCUACAGCAUUCUUAGAUGAAUAAACUAAUUCCAUCUUUUUGCCUCUUUCUUUAAUCUGAGGCAGAUUUCCUUAGAAGUCACUCUGCUCACACAGUACUCGGUGUGAAAGAUAUGUAAUCCACAUGCUUUCCAUGUGAAUUACUUGAGUAGAAAGGAGUAAUAACAUGCCUUGAUUUAGUAGCUGUGCUUCUGCAGAGAUGGUCCAGUAUGUGAUUACUGUUUCAAAGAUACGCAGCUCACUUGUGUUCCACUUUUUUACUUGGCCAACUAGGAAAGAUCCCCUCCUAAACCUGUUAUUUAUUAAUAAAGAAGGACUUUUGAGAGAUAUGAUGGUAGGUGACUGCCUUUGCCACAGGAUCAUGAAAUGGGUAAUUUUAAAAAUUUUGAUGUAAUGAGGAAAAUGGUCAGCCAGGUUCCUACCCUGAAUUUCAACAGAGCUAGCUUUAGGUGACUCAGUGAGCUAGUUACUAGUGUGCUGUUCCUUGAGUCUGGUCAGUUUUUAGGAAUCACCUUUUAAAAGCACAAGAGCAGGUGAUCUCUCUGUGUUGAAAGUCAAACAAGCCAUGCAGAAGACCAGCUUAACAGGGAACUCCUCUUGAAUCUCAGGAAGAAAAAGAGAUUCUAUGAUCUCUGGAAGCAAGGUCAAGCUUCACAGAAAAAUUAGAGCUGUAGUUCACAUAUGCAGGGAGAAGAUAUGAAAGACCAAAACUUAAUUAGAGUUGAAACUGGCCAGAGCUGUUGUGUCAGAAAAGCAAGGCUUUUGGAAGUAUAUAAAUAGCAAGAGGAGGUCUAAGGAAAACAUUGGGCUGAUAUUUGUUGUAAACGAUCACCUGACAAAUUGAAGUGAAGAAAAAGUGGAUGCAUUCAGUACUUUUUUUUGCCUUGAUCUCAUCAUAAUACUGACAAACCUUGGGCUGCUCUGUCUUCUGAUUUGGAGGACCAUUACUGUGGGAAUAGUGACUUUGUGUACAUGGAGAUGUUAGGGACCAGUUGAAUGUUUGUAAGUCUAUGAGGCUAGAUGGGAUUCAUCCCAGAGUACUGAAGGAGCUAGUAGUGGUUGUUGUAGCAUGACCUCUCCCAGUCCCUGACGAAGGUUUUGGGAGUCUGGGAAAGGUCUAUCCUGACUAAAAUCUACUCAGCAUCAUUCUAAUUUACAAGAAAGGCAUGGAGUGAGACCCAAAAAACACCAACCUGCUAGUCUAGCCCCAGUACCUGGAAAAAUUGUCGAGGAGAUCAUACUGGUGCUACUGAAAGGCAUUUAAAGUCCUUUAAAUCAUAGAAUCCCAGAAUAUCCUGAGUUCAAAGAGACCCACAGGGAUCAUCAAGUCCAACCAGACAGGUCCAGUGGGUGAUGUGGUGGUUGAUGGUGAAGGUGAUGAUACAUACCCCUUCCUGUCUCUGGGGACCUCAUGCAAUUGCAACAGUUUUUCAUAGAUGGCAGUGACCAACUCAAAAUGACAUAUUUCUGUGUAUAGGGAGAAGAUGGACAUUCAGUGAAAGAGAAAUCAAAAGCUGAGAGAAGCACGUUUCCUAGUUGUUCUUUGCACAUUUCUGGUAGUUCCAGUGAGCCCUAGUCAGGAGUAAUGGCCAGUUUGGUAAGUACUGGAGAAGACUGAAUUAAAAGAGUGUAGUUUCUGUUGUGACGGAUUUAUGAUUUUAGGGUACAGUAACAAGUGUAGGAAGCAACAAAACAGGAGCUGGAGAGAAACUUGUUAGCAGCUUGGACUAGUGCUACUGAAUGAUAGAUUAGCUUCGUGAUUGUGGUAUGCAGAGGUGUGUCUUGCCAGCAUCAUUCUUGAAUAAUGACAUUGAGUAGGUUAGUGCUGUCCUUCAAACCGUAGGUACUCUUGCUGUUAUUUUGUGGAUGUUGCAGAGACCUGCUUAGUGGGCAGAGGAUGAGAAGGGAAAUUGUAGGAAGGGCAACAAGAAGCAUGAUGGAGUGCCUCUUUUAUUGUAACCCCUUCUGUACUGAAGAAGGAAGAUGCUACAAAAACCAGUAUGUGUGCCUAGGUAUUGAAAAGCAAUUAUGUGAAGUGGAUAAGAACUUUGAUUUGUUGUCUUGAGGAACAGUUUUUAACCAGAGAAUUUUUCAGUAAAGCAAAAGUGAAGGAUACUACAUUUGUUCAGAAAAUGCAUUUUAAUGGUCUGUUAGGAGACUAUCAAAGGAAGAUGAACUUAUGUUCUCAUUGUGAUACUUUAUUUCUGUGUCGUUGAUUCCUGUAUUCUGUUUCAGUUUGUAUUUUGUGAUUGCGAAAUCCUUUUGUACCAUCAAGUGGAGGAAAAAUACAGUAAUGCUUCUUAAGGCAUGAAGCAUAAGGGGACACUUGCUAUACAGGAGGUAAAAGAUUAUCUUAGGCCAUUAACUUUACCCAGUACAAGGCUUGAACUCAGCACAGAGGACAUAAUGGCUUAAUUAUACCAAAGUAUCUCUUUUUAAGAGAGUGAGUAGUGCCACAGGCGAGUGCCACAGGCAGGGCAACUAAACUGGCAGCAGUGCCUGGAGACCCACAUGUGGCCGGGCCUCAGUCACUUGACAUCUAAUACAGAUUUACAUUGGAGAGACAGAAGGAUCUUUCAACAUAAUUCUCAACAUUAGUGAGUUAAUGUGGUGAGAAUGCCUUCCCAUGCAAACAGGGCUGUCACUGUGAGUCCAGUGAGCAUAAAAGAUGUGCUCCCUGGCAUACUGUAUAAAGAGAGUUCUUGUACCAACUUAAAGAAUUGGUAAAACUGGAAAAUGGACUGAUACAGCCUGUUAUAUCAGAGAAAGAUUCAAAAUAUUUAUACUUGUAGACAAUAAUCAAGAAAAGUAUUGCUGAGCCCUGUGUGCUAUGAGCUAGAGUAUUCAGUGUCCUGAAGCAGAGAUGCCAGUGUUAGGAUGAUCAGGAUUUUGCAAAGCUGCCCUCUUGUCCUUGUAAACUCUGAAGGAAAUGAGAUGAACAGCAUGAAAAAUGCUGUAUUGUGGUAGUCUGUCUCUCACAGUGACCUGGUUUGCCUACCUGGGGAGUACUGUAAAGAUAAAGCAGUAAUAUAGUGAUACUUUUUUUUAGUGUUCUCUUAGCCCAGUGUCCUGCCUCAAAAAAGAUGUACAAACUUUCUUUGAGGCUGGAGAAAACAUUUUUAAACUUUUGGUUAUAGUAUUUAUCCUGCAAAGGGAUUUAAAUAUAUUUUUACAAGGACACAUCCUGAUGAUGAAAACAUCAAGUAAGGAUUAGCAUAUCUGUGUUUGUAGUCAGUUUUCUUAAUAAUUAUUGUCUUUAUAAGUAAAUAGCAUCUUCUCUUGGAAUAUUUUUUCCUAAUAUCAAUAUCGUGACAUUGUUUCUUACCAUGCUUUUUUUUCAGCAAGGGUGAAAAGUCUUGUUCUUUCUUUACAAUGAGGCUUUUUUGACAUGUAUUUGUAUGCCCAGUCCACAAGUCCUAUGUAAUCCACUAACCCAUAUAAAUAAUUUCUCAUAAGCUUCAUACUGUAAAACUUGUCAUUUAACCUUUUAUUGUGCUCCUGCAUGAAAAUCCCCAAUAUUCCACAUCCAUAUGCAUUCAGUUCUAGUGUCUAUACUUCAAGUAUUCUUCAGAAUUACAGAGUAAGUGUUAGGAGUCACUUAUGGUACUCCUCACAGAGCGUUCUAACAAUGCUAUUCAGGCUGCAUAUACUCAUAUAGCCAAAUAUGCUGCUAGUCUUUGUUGCCCAAACGCUGCUGUAACACUUCCAUAGGAGAUGGUAUGGAAAGUUCUUACCACUGCUUUUCAAUGUACAAGGUCCUAGAAAGUAAGAAUUAUUUUUUAAUUCAAAAAUUUAUCGCGUUUCCUUUAGCAGUAUUAUAAUGCAAUUUUGUACCAAUCAUAUUUAUAGUUUGCAGUACUUAAAGAGCUCAGUCUGUUUAGUUUUAUCAGAAGAAGAUCAAAGGUGUCAGGCCUGUGUGGUAGAAAACCCUUUAUGGCAUUGGAAAUUCUAAGUAAUAAUAAAGCAUCUUUUGUCUUGCAGAUGGGCAUAUAAAUGAAUUUGGACCUAAAGCCUAGGCUGCCUAGAUUGGUGCAUGUGAAAUUUCCUUGCUGGAGGCAUUUCUAAGAGGGGCAUGAUCUGAGACUGGUCUGGUCUGACCAGAGUCCUUGGGCACUGCUGAAGUCCUUGAAUUUUCCCUCAGGUUUUGACAACACAGAUAGUGAUCCAAAGUUACCAUCAGUUGCAUUUCAGUUUCCUCUUGCUGUCAAAGAGGGCUCUCCUAGAGAUAGCUCCCAAGAAGGUCUACUCAAAAGUCUGUGAAGAGCUGCCUUGUGCAUGUCCCAAAUAUUUUAUGAGAUCAUAAGAUUUAGCUGUUUGAUAGGGGUUGGACUCUCAGUUCUUGGGACUCUGUUUUAAGGGUAACAUGUAAAUAAGAAAGAUUCCUGCUUGUAUUCCUCUGUUUUAAAUAAGACGUGUAUUCUCUGAAUGAGGCUCUUGCAAAAUCUCUGUUCUGAUUAUAGAAACUGGAAAUAAAUCAAUAUAUGAAAGAAGUGUUUUAUCUGAUAUAAAGCAAACUGAGUUGAGAGUGGGGGAAGAGAGGUUUCGCUGACAUCUGACUAGAUUUACAGUAUUGGGCUCUCCAUUAAUCUGCAUGCUUCCUUGACCGUUUCCGUAAGUAUAAAGUAUAAACUGUAAUCUGAAGGUCUGUAGGGAGUUACUAUGCUUUUCUUGCUUUGAAUUGCAAACCUGAGUGAAGGAUUUGGGGUAAUUUAUCAUGUCCGUUCUUUGGAGUUUUUUGUAAUGAUUUUGUUUCCCUGUUUGUCAAGACAUUGUCUCUAGACAAGUGAGAUGCUCCCUGUUUGGAAUUUGAAACAAUUCCAGAGUUUCUUAAAUCGCCUUUCCUUUAUAAGCCUCUGCUUCAGAUCUGCCCAGUUCCAAAUGGGAUGUCUUUUAAAUGAGCAGGUCAGUUUCAAUUGAUAGUUUAAUGGAUAUCAAUUCAUUUUGCCAACACUAACAUCCUUUUAAGAUAGAUUGGCAUAAUUCUUCUUUGCCAUGAUAACGUGACUUCAAAGAUCAAAUGAACUGAGGACUUCUAAUUUUCUUUUGCCUAUGCUUGUGUCCCAGUAUUAAUAGCUAUGCAUAUUUGUGGUAGGAGCAGCACAGGAAUCCCUUUAUCUUAAGUGUUCCAAUGAAUAAACUGUAAAAAUUAGAUCGCAAGUGGACUAAAUGUUUUUUAAACAAAAAGAUCAAGAUCCUUUGGAAAUGUCUUCAAGUUUUUAACACCAUAAUGGGAGUAGAGGGUUGUCCAGUUUUUAGAAGUGGUUAUUUUCCUCUCUCAUCUACAAGCUGCACCUGUGAGAAUUGUGAAAUGUUCCCUGUGAAAUAUGCUGAUUUUUGUUAGGUAUAAGUAGUUGGAACAAGGAGCAAUAGAUUGUCUUAUGGGAAGGGCUCAGAUUUGGCAAACCACUGGUAAUGUAAAAAUUUCAAAUGUCUAAAAAUUAGCUGUUUCAGUCUUACACCUACUUGCAAUUUUGUAAUUUUAAAAUUUUGAGUAAUGAAGCAUUUAAUCUGAUAAUUGGAUAAAUUUCUAUUUAAAAAGUAAAAGCUGGA